Messenger RNA from Lolium rigidum, 662 nucleotides. Its product is annotated as protein FD-like. Gene Ontology annotation, molecular function: DNA-binding transcription factor activity. Gene Ontology annotation, cellular component: nucleus. The record is from RefSeq and is a predicted model, not a curated record. Bases 1 to 429 code for a protein of 142 amino acids. The transcript has 2 exons. Lineage: Eukaryota; Viridiplantae; Streptophyta; Magnoliopsida; Poales; Poaceae. Gene Ontology annotation, biological process: positive regulation of DNA-templated transcription.
AUGUCCGAGGACGAAGCCGCUGGCAGCCCGCAGCUGAGCCUUAGCGGUUUCAGCUCCCUCUUCUCCAUCUCCACCACCACCCCGCAUCCUCACCACCACCACCACCACGACCUGCCGCCGCCCUCUCUCUCCCUCAGCAUCGGCACCGGCGGGGAGGAGCAUGAGGAGGAGGACCAGGUCGUCAGCAGCGGCCAGCAGGGAACCACCGCCCGCGUCCGGAUGAUGAAGAACCGGGAGUCCGCGCUACGCUCCCGGGCCAGGAAGAGGGCCUACGUGCAGGAGCUCGAGAAGGAGGUGCGCCGGCUCGCCGACGACAAUCUCAGACUGAAAAGACAGUUCAAACAGCUUAAAACGGAGAUCGCCGCACUCGUCCAGCAGCAGCAAACCAACGGCAGCCCACACAGAAGAACCUCCUACACGCAGUUCUAGCCUUCUAGCUAGGCCACCGCUGCUGGCUGCUGCGUCAUUUGAAUUCCACCACAAUCACUACUAUAUGAACUGCUCCCACCGUUUCUGAAUAUGAAGACGUUUUAAGAGUUCAAUCUAAAUUCCCAUUACGUCUUAUAUUGAGGAUUGGAGGCUGUAAUAUUUAGCACUUGUCGGAUUUGUUAACUCGACUGUUUGUCCGAAAAGCCAAUCAGGGGCAUGUUUUUUUCUCGUUC